AUGCCGGAAAAGCUGUCGGACCAACAGACUGCAGGAAAGGGGCAGUCGCGAAGAGUGCAGUCGAGACCGUCCAGUCCUGCAGGAAAUGAAAAUGCGGCCUUUGGAGACGUGCCGGGACGAAGGCGACUACAAAAACACUCCUCCACCACCUUUCUAUCCGACCACUCUUCGCUCUCUUCGAACAAUGUUGCUGGCUCAAGAUUAAGUGCCCUCAGCAAGAGAAGGCUCUCUAUUCGUGACCACAAAGUGCCCCAGGGUCCACGGCCGCAAGACCCGUCACGCAGCUCCGUCUCGGUCCUCCACUCCGGUCAAUCCUCUAUCGAUUUCACGAAUGAUUCUCUAAAGAGCAGCAACUCCCGUGUUAGCCUUCGGUCAACUAGCAUGGGCAACGUCGCGAACCAAACUCCUCCCGAUAGCAUGGAAUUUCUCGCCCCUGUCAAUUUCGAUGAUUUUCACAAUAGCAUUAUGGCAGAGCCAAGCCUAAGCCAGUUUCCUAUGCCUGGGAGCGGAGGAACCGGCUUCGAGCGACAAUCUUCCUCGUUUCACCCAACUAACCCAUGGGCGACUAGCACAGCCGAUUCUAAUGCAUCAGGGCAAACCAGGAAUCUUACAUCACGGCGCAAAAGCUUGAUCGGGCAGAAUCUUUCCACAGAUCUGUCAUCACGUCAGCCGACAAACACUGCGACCACUCGCAAUCGCCGCCAGAGCCUCGUUCAAAAUCAAGGGCCGACCAACCCUGCGCCGCGCGCGCCACGUAAAUCAAUCGGACCUGGCUCACUUCCAACGACUACAUCUGCGCGACGACAGAGCUUAUCGGCUCGCAAAGCCAGUGCUGACACGACACGACAAGACCAAACAAGCUAUCUUCGUCCGCGGGCCCAGAACCACGAGCUCAACGGGGAACAUGGUGCAAGACUCCCGUCCAAUGUUCGAAAUGCGAAAGCCAAGUCAUUUCAACCUCCGUCGACCGAGUCCAGCGAACAUUUCUUGACGGCGACUGGAUUUGGAGACCACUCCCGGUCUUCCUCCACAAAUGCUGUUCGAACCCCAGUAAAGAAUCAGGGAGGAAGACCAAUGACCCCUUCCUCAUCUGCAAAGCGAGUGUCGGUCAUGCCGCCUCAUGCGACCGGCCUCGGUGCUCGGACAAUUAGCCCGACGGAUGCGAGACGCCUUAAACGUCUUUCCAUAGCUCCCCAAUCGCACCCAUUGCCAUUUACGCCCCCAAGCCAAACGGAACCUAUGCCGCUUCGUCCUCGCUCAUCCGCUCAUUCCCCCUCGAACAUUCCGCGGAAAAGCGCGACGCCGUCUUCCACACGAACCACACCAGACCCGAAUCGAAAAUCUUAUAGCUCUGGCUUGUCUCUAUCUUCGAACACGAGCUACAAUUCUGCCAGAAAUUCUGGUGGCUCGUUACAAACGAGAUUGUCCCAAAAUUUCUCAUCGUCUCGGCUUCCAACUCCCAAACCUCGUGUAGAGCAUUCCGUCAAUAAUGGUGACGAAGUUCCACCCGUUCCGGCUAUUCCCAAAGCCUACGAGUCUCCAAAGAGCGAAUUUGAUCAACCACAGUUUCCGAUCACACGGAAGUCUAGCUUACCAUUGGAAAUCGAACUGUUGAAGGCCAAUAAUGUGCCCGACUCCAAUGCAACGCUUUCUCACGCUCAGCCGGCAAAACCUGCACCUGUGGACGAGCGCGGGUUGAAGACUCCAGAGGCCGAGCCACAACCCCGUGGCGCAUUCGGAAGGACAAACCUGAAGCCCCUCAAGCUGCCACCCUUGAAUUUACUGCCUCUCGGAACACCCAUGACGACCAAAAUCGAGGCUCUGGCUGACAGGGAGGAAGAAGCUGACCCGACGACCCCAUCGGCCCAACUCAUAUCCAAGACCCCAAGUACGCCUCUGACAGCUUCCAAAGCUAACUUCUUCUCUUUCCGGGAUGACGAGGAUCCACUUCCGCUGGCUCAGGCGAGGAGCAGCACCUCUCAUUUUGCCCUAAGUACUUCCUCCAGCAUUGGCCUAAGGACUGCUAGCAGUUCCAGUGCCCUCGCGUCUUUCGAAGGCAACCCUGGAGGUGCUCGCACAGUAUCCCCCUAUAUUUCCUACACAUUACCAAAGAGCAAUAGCGACUUCAAUCACCUGCGCCAGAAGCCCAGUGCAGACUAUUCUCCAAGAAUAGCUCAGUCGCAUAAGCUCACUGGGCCUCGUCCUCAAACUCAGUCGUCUGCACUCUCGAACGCGGAGACGGUUAGCCAAGUCUCAACGCCUUCCGACACCGAUACCACUGGUGUUUCCGGCUCCUCCCUCCGUAGCAAGAUUACCUUGUCACGAAAACGAAGCAACUCCAAGCCCCAGCAGGCUCAUAAUACCAGCAUUGACCCUAAAAAGUCUGACCUGAUGCCUCCCCCGAAGCUUCCGGCGUCCGCUACUUGGAACAAUCUGUCUACUACGAAGAACUCGAGUCCUACCCUGAAACCAGCAUAUCUCAAAUCCAGGCGACAAUCGUCCAUGUCGAACGUCGCGAACCCAGCGCUUCGAAAACCGAGCUUUAGCAGCGAACAAAGUCUUUCUUUAGAACCGACCAUCUCUCGCGAAUCUCACGAGAGUGAUGCAACUCACCGCUCUGCUUCUUCCAUACUUUCCCCUGUGCACAAAAUCAUCAGCUCUGCCAAGUCCAACAUGGCUUCUACCUCGGGCUCAGGUGAAAGUCAUGUAGAGACCGAACACAGGAUUGCGGAUGAGGAGAUGCGGAGACUUGGCAGCAAACGAAAAGACUUCGAAACUGCAGCAAGAGAGCUGGAUGACUUGCGCCGGAGAGCUGGUCCGAAAGAACGUGUCACACCCGCCCAAGCACUAAGGGUCGCUCAUCUCAACAUAUUCGAACGUGGGGAGAUCAUUGACUUCAAAGAUAUCUACUUCUGUGGAACACAGGAUGCGAAGAAACACGUGGGAGAUCUCAAUGCACAGGCUGCAAACUUUGGUUAUGAUGAUGACCGUGGAGACUAUAACAUUGUCCUAGGUGAUCAUCUGGCUUACCGAUAUGAGGUGAUUGACGUCUUGGGCAAGGGCAGCUUCGGGCAAGUUGUCAGGUGUAUUGACCACAAAACUGGCAACCUGGUUGCUGUUAAGAUCAUUCGCAACAAGAAAAGAUUUCACCAGCAAGCGUUGAUUGAGGUUAAUCUCCUUCAAAAGCUCAAAGAGUGGGAUCCACAUCGCCGCCACAGCGUCGUCAACUUUACACAGAGCUUCUAUUUCCGAGGACAUUUGUGCAUCUCAACCGAGCUCCUCGGCAUCAACCUUUACGAGUUUAUCAAGGCGCACGAUUUUAGGGGGUUCUCUAUUAAGCUCAUCCGUCGUUUCACGAGGCAGAUCCUCUCUUCCCUUACCCUCCUACAAGCGAAGAAGGUCAUCCACUGUGACCUUAAACCAGAGAAUAUUCUGCUCGUCCAUCCUCUGAGCUCCGACAUCAGGGUGAUUGAUUUUGGGUCCAGCUGUUUCGAGAACGAAAAGGUCUAUACAUACAUCCAGAGUCGAUUUUACCGCUCACCUGAGGUCAUCCUGGGUAUGUCUUACGGUAUGCCGAUUGAUAUGUGGAGCUUGGGAUGUAUCUUGGCUGAGCUCUACACCGGCUACCCGAUCUUCCCUGGUGAGAACGAACAGGAGCAGCUUGCUUGCAUUAUGGAGGUGUUUGGACCCCCAGAGAAACAUCUUAUUGAGAAGAGUACUCGAAAGAAGCUAUUUUUUGACUCUCUGGGCAAACCGAGGAUAACAGUCUCCUCCAAGGGACGAAGACGUCGGCCUAGCUCCAAGGAGCUCAGACAAGUACUAAAAUGCGACGACGAGGCCUUCCUGGACUUCAUCUCACGCUGUCUUCGGUGGGACCCCGCUCGUCGGCUCAGCCCCAGCGAAGCCCUCAGACAUGAGUUCAUGACGGGCCACAAAUUGGCUCCGCGGACCAGGCCGUUUGGGGCGCACUCCCCUGGCAAGCGGGUGAACACUUUGUCCACACCGACCACAGGGCGACCUCUUCCAGAACCCCCAGGGACCAGUUUUAAAAACGGCACGUUUGUCCGCAGUCGAGAACCCUCCAAUAGCUCUCCUAUCAAAGCAUCCUCUGGCAAGCGUCACUCAACAGUCAGCGGGCUACCGCCGUCAACGCCAGCUAAGCGAGGCACCAACACCACCACCACGCCCGGAUCCGCGUUACCCCGGGUUUCUGCCCGCAGUCUAAGUGGAAAGCCGGACCUCGCAACCGCGGCGGCAGCGACAAGCUUGAAACCCAAAUGA
Molecule: messenger RNA, 4281 nt
Organism: Aspergillus calidoustus
Lineage: Eukaryota; Fungi; Ascomycota; Eurotiomycetes; Eurotiales; Aspergillaceae
Source: the annotation of a GenBank genome assembly